AUGCGUAAAGUGGAGACAUGUCUGUUAGAUAUUUGUUUGAAUUCGAAUCAUAUCGAACUGGAUCGGAAUGAGCAGCAAAAACGCUACUGUGUGAUUGGCGCUGGAAGUUCGGGUGUUUGCGCGGCUAAAACGAUUUUAGAUACGGGAGGCUACGUAACUAUAUACGAGCGAUCCGACCAAAUCGGUGGCACAUGGGUGUACACGGACGAAGUCGGAACCGAUCGUUAUGGACUACCAAUGCAUUCCAGCAUGUACGAAACCCUUAAAACAAAUCUACCGAAGGAAGUAAUGGGUUUUCCAGGCUUCGAAAUGUCUAGUCAAGAUGCGUCAUAUGUUCGCUGGGACGAGGUGCUGCAAUUCAUUCGAGACUAUUCUGAUCAUUAUGGUGUUACCAAAUGGAUCGCGUUUGAACAUUUGGUCGAAGAGGUAAAACCAGCACCCCAAUGUACCGAUGGUUGGAAUGUUACUGUACGACAUUUGACUAGUGGGAAAAUAUCGACAGAAACGUUUGAUUUCGUGUUGGUUUGCAAUGGGCACUAUCACACACCAAUCGUUCCACCAUAUCCAGGCGCUGAGUGUUUCCAAGGCAAGCAGCUGCACAGUCACGACUAUCGUAGGUCAGACAUUUUCAAAGAUCAGCUAGUGCUGGUAAUUGGUGCUGGACCUAGUGGAACGGAUUUAACAUUGGAGGCAGCCAAGAUGGCAAACACCGUAUACUUCAGUCACCACGUACCAGAAAAGUUGAAGCAGCUAAUCUUUCCUGCGAAUGUGUUGCAAGUGCCGGACGUAUUGCGGAUCCUGAAGGAUAGUGUUGAAUUUGUGGAUGGAUCGCAGCAUCCCGUAACGGUAAUCUUCUACUGUACCGGUUACCGAUACAGUUUUCCUUUUCUGCAUUCUGACUGUGAUAUGCAGGUGGAUGAUAACUGGGUUCGACCGCUUUAUAAACAUGUGCUGAAUAUUAAUCAUCCCACGAUGGCAUUCAUUGGGCUACCGUUUUAUGUUUGCGCAACACGUAUGUUCGAAUUGCAGACUCGAUUUUGUGUACAAUUUUAUAGUGGACGAAUACCGAUGCCCAGCAAGGAAGAAAUGAUGCUCGAUCAUGAGCAAGAAAUGAACGAGCGGUGGAGUAAUGGAUUGAAGAAAAGGCAGGCUCAUAUGAUGGGUGCGCAAUAUCAAGGACAGUACUAUCAAUCUCUGGCGGACCGUGCACGGAUCGAAUCUAUACCAAAGGUCAUGACGGAUAUGCAUAUUGAUAGUUCAAGGCGAAAGAAGGAAGAUUUACAACACUAUCGCAACGAUGUGUACCGCAUUGUGGAUAACAACACUUUUGUGAAGUGUGACAUUUCUGAAUUACAUCAGAGGAGGGAGAUAAAAUUUAAUGUAAAAUAA
Anopheles marshallii is the source of this 1389-nucleotide messenger RNA. Its product is annotated as senecionine N-oxygenase-like. Gene Ontology annotation, molecular function: NADP binding; N,N-dimethylaniline monooxygenase activity; flavin adenine dinucleotide binding. The record is from RefSeq and is a predicted model, not a curated record. The coding region runs from base 1 to 1389 and encodes 462 amino acids. Lineage: Eukaryota; Metazoa; Arthropoda; Insecta; Diptera; Culicidae. The transcript is spliced from 2 exons.